AUGGUCAAGGCAUACCAAGUUUUUGCUAAUUCAGAAAAUCCCUACUUCAAUGAGUAUUUUGUGUUCGAAUUGAAAUGCACCUUGGCGGAACUGUUGCGCUUGACCAUACGCUAUGAGGUCAAACGGCAUACGACAUGUCGCCGAAAUCCCACACUGGGUGAGCUGCUGGUGGACAUGCAAAGCGUGUGGCACCAACGAAAUCGUUGUUACUUCAAGAAAUGGGGACGAUUGGAGGCAGUCGUGGAGGAACAGGAAUCCUCAAAGGGGAGAGGAGAUCUGCCAUCUAAUGACCCCAAAGGCUAUUUGCAAAUUGAUUUGGCCAUUGUCUCGCAGGCCACAAAUCCUCAGACCAUUCUGAGGCCAGGUGAGGAGGAUGAGGAUACGAUGAGCGUGACCACAAAUGUUUGGCAAAUUAAUCAGGAUUAUGAUAAUAUUGAGAGGAAUCUACUGGAUAACAUGGCAGCGGAUGUGCAGUGCAAUAUUCUUUAUAGUGUCAGAUUUUAUAGGGGAGUUAUGGCCAAGAAGUCGGAUUAUUUGAUACAAUUCAGAUUCCAUCCCUUUAGAGGUAAAUCGGCAAUCGUCAAAAAUUCCCAAUUCCCGGUGUGGAAUCAGGAAAUCCAUUUCUCUUGGAUAUAUCCCUCGCUGGCCCAAACUCUCUUCCUACAGCUAAUGGCCCACGAACAGCUGCAAUGGAAAUGCGUGGCCGAACAGGAAAUACAUUUUCAGGAUAUAGCAUUUAAAGAUAAACCUGCCCUGGGUCCCACCUUUAUACACUUCUAUGACAGCCUGAAUUCCUCGAAAUAUAUUGGCCGUGUUUUGAUGGAAAUUCGUUCGGAAUGUUUGCAAACACCCCCACCACCUGGCGGAAUUUAA
Messenger RNA from Musca domestica (house fly), 873 nucleotides. Its product is annotated as otoferlin-like. The coding region runs from base 1 to 873 and encodes 290 amino acids. Lineage: Eukaryota; Metazoa; Arthropoda; Insecta; Diptera; Muscidae. Gene Ontology annotation, biological process: plasma membrane organization. The transcript is spliced from 5 exons. The record is from RefSeq and is a predicted model, not a curated record.